Messenger RNA from Moesziomyces aphidis, 579 nucleotides. The record is from the annotation of a GenBank genome assembly. NCBI's taxonomy places the organism in Eukaryota, Fungi, Basidiomycota, Ustilaginomycetes, Ustilaginales, Ustilaginaceae.
AUGGUAAAGGCGGUUGCGCUGUGCGUCUUCAGCGGUCGGGCGCUUGAGUUUGGUCUGAAAAAGCAGGUGGCGAGGUGCUCGACAGCGACCGGAAUGCGACGUGCUUCUCCAAACCCCGCCGGACCCAGCGAUGCGACCGUGCGCCCUCGUGUUGCGUAUGAAAGGCUGCGACGAUCCUCACUGAGACCGCACACGAUCCCCACUUCGGAUCGCACGGCCUACAAUCAAGGUGAAGGCGGCCAUGGCGACCACGAUCGGAUGCGAAUGGGCCGAAUCGCUGUUUCGGGUGUCGAUGGCGAUGUGAACCGAUCGACGGACGUCAGGGCUUGUGCAUGUGUUCCACGGCUGGCGAGGCGCACAGGCGAGGCGGCGCUGAUUUCCCAUCGAUCCACGCGCGAUGUUUCGAUGCUGCACAUCUGUCGACUUGCGCUCGGAAGCUUGUGGCUAGUCUCGCAGACGCAGCUCGUGCAAGCAGCAAGCGCAAGCUUUCAACGCGAUUGCGCGUCUACUGUAACUAUCCCCUCGCAGCAGCAGAGCUCGGCGUUUGGAGCCGUGUCAUGGCGGUCCUCGCACUACUAG